AAAGAUGGGCGGAUUAUUAUCGCGUCCUUCUCGUACAACUGAAGAGAUAGCAGCUGAAAAACGCAAGGAAAGAGGGAAUUUAGACAACUUUAGACCUAAUGAUAAAUACUCUCGAGAGAAUGAAGAACACCGACAGAGAAAGAAAGAUGAAGAGCUUCGGAAACAAAGACAGAUUCAAAUCCAAGAGAGAGAGGAACACCGACGGCGUAUGGAAGCAGGGAGAUUAAACAGGGAAAAACAACGCCGGGAGAUAGAACAAAAUAAACAAAAACAACAGGAAACAGUGACACCGACAACAACAACACGCAGGCAAGACGAAGAUGCUGAAAGAACAAAGGUCAUUGUGCCAGAGCAGCUGAGACGGGACAUUGUGUCACCCAGCAGUGAUCAGCAGAGAACUGAAAACGAUCAACAAGGGGGCGCUACUAAAACGCGUCCACGCGACAGAGGUGUUCCUGAAACAAGAAACACCCCCAGCCCUCACCUAUCUCCAUCAGAUGAGACACCUACUACCAGUGUUCAUCCAGACAGAAAAGAAAACUUGGGUACACCGCCAACUCCACAAGACCACACAUCUGUACAAAGGUUGGAGGAACCUGAUAAACAAAAGAGACAAGGGUCCAGUUCGCAUUCUACUCUUACACCUGAACAAAUAGUUAAAAAGAGUGAGGAAAGAGGGAAUUUACACAUUAUAGAACACCAACAGGAAAUAAGAGAUGAAGCGCUUGUCAAUGAGGAUCAACAACAGAUUUCAAAGGAAAAAAAGCGCAAGGCGAAGGUACACAAAAGAGGAGACCAGAGAGAGGCACAUCACGAGCAAGACGACAUGUCUCAAGGAGUAAUGGAAGAUGAGGACAUUGUGCCACAACAGCAGACACAGGACAUUGUGUCACCCAGCAGACACCAACAGAGGACCGAAAUCGAUAAACACAAAAAAGGCCACCCCCGGGAACCUCACAGCAAUCCAGUCCAAAGGGACCCUAAGAAAAAGUUUCCACGCAAUAAAGGUGCUCUUAAACCCAAUAAAGGCCACGCUCAUCACCUAUCUCCACCAGUGAAAGGAGUACCUACUCCCAGUUUUUAUCCAAACAAAGACGAGCAGCUGAGUACACCUUCAUCUUCUGAUCAAAAAGACCACUCAUCUGUACAAAGGUCGGUGGAAUCUGAUCAACAAAAGUAGGACUGUGGACAGUGUAUAUCUGUGACAAUUCAUAUUCUACAUAGAAAAUCAAAUGUACUCUCUAUAAUUGCAACUAAAUGAAGCUCCUUCUGGGGGACUUCCUCAAAGAGCUGUCACACAACAAGGUCUUCGGUUUUGUCAUCACAAGUUAAAUUCACAUUAUCUAAGGAUAAGUCACCAUUCAUGUUACAUGUUACACAUGUACACUCUGCAUAUAAUUAAACGAACAUAUACGUACCAUUGUACCAACUGAACCAUCUUAUUGUACAUAAUUUUAAUAUCUUUUUUUUGUUGUCAUUUUUAACAUAACCCUCAGAUCAGAUCACACCAUUAAAACAAUUACACAGAUACACAAUACCUGAGUAUGUUUUUAACAUUUAUUUUAAAUCUUAUAUAUAGCACAAUAUUAUCGUAAUCUCAUUUGUAUUCAAUUCAGAUUUUCUCUCAGUGAGACAAUGAAGUGGAUUUUUCUUAAUUAGCAGUGUAAUUAUAAUCUACUAUAGCACAAUUCUGUAAUCAUAAUAACUGACCAAAUAUUGUCAUCAUCAGCCUGUGGCAAGAUUUCAAACAUUAAAUUACAAUGGAAUUACCAUACUUUGUUUUAUAUACCGCAACAAGUAAGGCCCUAAAUGUGAUACAUCGGUACUUAAAAAACAAACUUCGUACAUGUAAUUCAUUCUAUAAUCAUUUCUUUUUACGUCAUGAGACAUAAAAUCAUAACGAACUUUAAAGAAGACCUAAUUGUUACUGUAUGCACUAUUGAAAAUGGAGUGACAAGAAUUGGUCUUUAUUUUUUGGUAUACGUGACGUUUCCCAAUAACACAUAAUUUUUCAUGACAUUUCACAAAUUCUAUCUUAUUUCUAGAAAGAAAAAAACCUUCAGGGUGUAUUACCAGGUUUGUUUAAGAGUUCAGAUACUGUGACAGUUCCUGAUUGUGGCAGAAGGUUGUUUAUACGGAUAUUGUACCAAAGAAGAAGAGAUUUAUUAUUUGGGGAUUGAACCGAGUACCCUUGGGUAAUCCAACCACUGAGCUACCCAGGCUGACAUACAGAGACAUACAUGUAUAUAACAAUAUUAGUACAAUAUAAAUUGAAACUUAUUUGGGAAAUCAUACCUGCAUGAACUCAUCAUAUAGAGAUGAAAAUGCAAUUUAUAAAGAAAAAAAGUCAUAAACUUCGCAUAUGACCUUCUGACAAUACUAGAAAUUAUUACAUGAAUAGAAAACUGAUAUGCCUAUAUCAAUGAUUCACACAUUCUUGCCAUAUUGAAAAUCAAUUUUUAUUUGAGAUUAUUUCCUUGGUAAUUUUCAAGGUUGCUCUGAUUCUAAAGUAUUUUUUUUUUUUUUUUUUUGCAAAUAAUUUUGUAACGUUGUACACUGAUAAUGAUGAACAUAUUCAAUGUGCACAAAAAUUGUGCCUUGUUGCUAAAUCUGAUGAUGCAUGCAUGAUCACAAAAUUUACAGAUAUACCGAAUUAUGGGGUUUUGGGAGGGGGCUUAUUUUAGAGGUUUGGUAUCAUGCCACUAAAUUUUUAACAGCUAACUUUGCAUCCAAAUGUGUCUGCAAUCAUGGUACAUAUUUUCUCAAGAAAGAUAACUCUGUCUAGCAAUUGGUACAUGUAACACUCUUCAGCUUGGGAGGUAAAUAAACUACUGCCAAGUAAUGGCCAGAAUAAACUGUCAGAUUGAUUAUUCAGCCUUAUGUUAUUUUAACGUCAGCUGUUUCUGAUGACAGUAAAAUGUUUUACUGACUUAUUAACGCUUUUUAACGUUUUACCGAUUUACUAACGCUUUUCAACGUUUUACUGAUUUAUUAACGCUUUUUAAAGGUUUGGAACUCUGUGUCUGCUAUCAAAAUAUAUUCCGCUAAAGUAUAUAUAUAUUUUUAUACAUGUACCUAUGACCUAGAAAAUUGCCAAAGUUCACAACCACAGAAAAAACCCACUAUAAUGUAUAUGACUGGCAAUAUGUGCAAAGUAAAUGCUAUUACAUAUGUUUUAACACAAUCUUUAUAAUACAUUUCAAAUAUAUGAAAAAAGAAAUCUUUAAAUUCAUUCUCUGCAUCAGUAAUCAUAUACACUGUACAACAUACUUAUUAGGUCUAUAAAA
Ostrea edulis (European flat oyster) is the source of this 3287-nucleotide messenger RNA. RefSeq lists its product as uncharacterized. The coding region runs from base 5 to 1180 and encodes 391 amino acids. The transcript has 3 exons. The record is from RefSeq and is a predicted model, not a curated record. NCBI's taxonomy places the organism in Eukaryota, Metazoa, Mollusca, Bivalvia, Ostreida, Ostreidae.